CCAAACAACUCUUUUGCCGCUGCUUUUGACGAAACGAACGACCUCGCGGCUCGCAGCAGGCCUUUUCCGUCGGCCAGCCUGAGCGCCGAUAGAAAUCUCAUCCCCCCGCGCGUCAGCACAUUCCUUGCCAUGAACAGCGGAGUCUUCAAGGCGCGGACCCGCCGCUCUCGUGUGCAACUAUCCAAGGCCCUGCAAGAAACGCUGCUGGACGCUGUUGCGGAUAACAUUGCAGAGCUUCCGCGGAGCUACCGAGAGCAGUCUCCAGAGAGCGGAGAUCCCGCCGGAGACGCGACACCGGUGCAGGCUCGGAAAAGGCGACUCGACGUGACAGAGAGCGAUCCGUCGCCCGCGAAGAGAGCCCGAUUGAUACGGACGGACACGCAACAGCCUGGAGUUGAGGACGAGAAAGCAGAGCAGGCGGACAAGACGACUCUACAACAGCCAAAGCCCAACCAUCCUAAGCAUCCAUACGCCUCGUUCCUCAAAGCCUUUGUCGAUCCCGUCCAUCCGGCCCCCGGUCCCGCAUCCGUCCACACCUUUGUUUCCGAGUGGCUCGAGUCUGUCGGAUCGGACCGAGGGAAACAGUGCCGGUCGGACAGCCAUCUGCACCAUUCGGACGACGUCCCCAUUUCGAGACAGUUCACAAGAUCAGUGCCGGAUAUGGGCUGCACACGGGACGCCGAUGGGUUUGUGGUGCCGCCGACACCGGCUUCUACUGUAUCCCGUUCAUACCGGGCAACGGACGAUUCUGCCUCCAGCACUGCCAGCGUUCGCCAUCCGUCCUAUCGUCAGAACAACUUGACCAGAAAUGGCAUUUAUGUUCGACAUAAUCGCACUCAGCUGCCUGAUUAUAUCUCCAGUCGUGUUGAGGAAUUACGAGCAGAGCGGGACUCACCUGGUCCGUCCUCCCAACAAAUCGAUGGAUAUCUUGACGAGCUGGGCACACUUGCAGAAGGAUGCACUGAGGCGGAUGUGGAGGGAUUUCUCAAAGAUACAGUAUUUCCAAAGCCCUCGGACCCCACCUACGGGCGCUCGGCAGGCUUGGGAAGUGCCAAGUCAUCCCUGAUGUCUUCUCAUCUCAUUCCCAACAAUCCCGAAAGCCUAUUUAGGGUUUCUGGGCCGAAACCUAAUCUACUCUACGGAUACUCCGGCGCACUCAGGGAUGGGGCCUUCACUCAGCCACAAUUCUUGGCCCAAACUGGUCUACAUCCUCAAAAUGCACGGUUUGCGGAAGCGACAACACCGGGUCUUAGGUUUCCCUUCUUCGCCAUCGAAUUCAAAGCUGCCGGAGGUACUCGCGGCGACCUCUGGGUUGCUACAAAUCAGUGUGCGGGUGCUUCAUCAGCCUGCCUCAACGCCGUCGACCAGCUGAAUACCUCGCUUCGAGACCACCAGAGCGUGCAACGUGUCGACAACUUAUCCUACUGCAUUGCCGUGGACAACGAUACAGCCCAGCUCUAUAUAUCGUGGAAGGAAGACGGUUUGAACUAUUACCUCCAACGCGUUGAUGCUUUCCUGCUAUCAAACCCAGAGCAUUUCAAGAGCUUUCGCAAGCAUGUUCGAAACAUUCUCGACUGGGGAAAGGACACACGCUUGACGCAGAUUAGGGAUGCAUUGGAUACCAUCCUUGAGGAAAACAGGAAGAAGGCUGCGGAACAUGCGAGGUCUCGCCAACCACCAUCCGAUGGUUCUGCCACUGCCAGCAGCAAGAAGCACAAAUCUUCAUCGUCGCGCAGAAACAGCAGCAGGUCCAACAGCGUGCAAGGAUCAAGCGGCGGAGCAAGUGGAGCGUAUUUGGAAUGGGAUGAGACGACCUCACAACACGCCCAUGAGGAGCUAUCUUGCCCACCUCAGCAAUCAAAUGCUCAACCGAGCAGCUCCGUAGCAACGGCACAAAGCGAACAGUGGUCGUGGGCGAACGGUGCGUUUCGAUGUUUCCAAGGCCAGACACUUGUAAAAUCACAGUAUCAAACUCCACCCAAUGUGUGGGUGUAUUUCGAUCAAGGGUGGCUGGGCGAGGGAGGCAAGAAAUGGCGGCGCUGGAUAUCGGUUACGAACCAAAUGGAAUACCGUUGAUUACUGAGGAGGGAUAUCCGCAAUGUUUCAGUUACUAGUCUACUUGGUUCAUUUCCAGCAGAGCAGUCCAUCUCCACCUACAUGACGCGUUUCCACUCUCUUUAUCCAUCCUCUCCCUUCAUUAAGGGGCCCCUAAUUCCUCGCCUAUACGUUA
Trematosphaeria pertusa is the source of this 2230-nucleotide messenger RNA. RefSeq lists its product as uncharacterized. The transcript has 3 exons. NCBI's taxonomy places the organism in Eukaryota, Fungi, Ascomycota, Dothideomycetes, Pleosporales, Trematosphaeriaceae. The coding region runs from base 130 to 2076 and encodes 648 amino acids. The record is from RefSeq and is a predicted model, not a curated record.